UUUUUUUUUGAAUAAACGAUAUUUACCUACACUAGAGGAUGGAGAGUUAGCAAAGUCUCACAAUGAACAAGUAAUAAUAUGGUUCAAAUUUGCCUUAAGUGAGAAUCGAACCUAAGACCUCUCACUUAAGUAGCUUCUUUACUUUAUUUUCAAUUAACUAAAUUUAAGUGUUAAAUUUCCACGGAUAAAGAACAUCCCCUAGCUCAAGUGCCAGAACACUUAAAAUUUCUCCUUAAAUACAGUGGAUCGUGUCUUAAUGAUUACGCUGCCUGACAAUGUGAAAAGAAUGCUACAAUACCAAAGAUCCUCCCUCCUCUUGCUUUUAUUCUUAACUUAUCAUCCAAUCCAAAUCGCAAAAAGCUCUGUAGCUCACUACUGCGCCAUGGGACAAGUCCUCGACAGGUUACAAGGUAAGCAAUGGAGGCGAAAGCAAAUAAAAAGGAUUUCAGAGAAGUUGUUUGAACAAUUUAGAAAUGAUAGAAGAACGGAUAACUUGAAAAUCAAUGAUCUGUACAUCGGUGUACUACUUGUGUACAAUGAUAUCAAUAAGCAUUUAUCCGGCAAGCAUUUUGAUCCACCCUCGAAAGAUCAAGUCAGAGAAAUGAUGAAGGAAAGCGAUUUAAAUCUUGAUGGAGAAAUUGACCGCGAAGAGUUUGCAAAGUUCAUUGAGUACUUGACAGCGGACAAUUUGGUUGUUCUCGAUCAACUGAUCCUCACACUGAUUGCAGCACCGGCGGUUGCAAUGGCGACAAAGACGGUUACCGAGGGUGUACCGGGGAUCGGAAAGGUCGUGCAAAGGUUACCCGAUUCAGUUUAUGCAUCCCUUGUGACUCUUACGGUUGUGCUGUUUCAACAAGCGUACCAGGAGUUCGGUUAGCCGCAAGUUUGUUUUAACUUCAGUACUUCUACGUAGGUCUAGUUUGGUAUUGUUGUAUUUUUAAAAAAAUUAUUUUAUAUUGUGCUGUGAGAAUACAAAGAUCUAAAAUAAAAUUAUUUAAUGUUUGGCAAAUGAUUAAAAAUAAUAUGUUGUUAAAUGUAAU
Pyrus x bretschneideri (Chinese white pear) is the source of this 1040-nucleotide messenger RNA. RefSeq lists its product as uncharacterized. NCBI's taxonomy places the organism in Eukaryota, Viridiplantae, Streptophyta, Magnoliopsida, Rosales, Rosaceae. The transcript has 4 exons. The coding region runs from base 257 to 877 and encodes 206 amino acids. The record is from RefSeq and is a predicted model, not a curated record. Gene Ontology annotation, molecular function: calcium ion binding.